GCUGGAGCGAGCAAGAACAGGGGUGCCUCAAAGAGUUGGGCGAAUCCUAAGAGGAAUCUGCGUCGCAGCCUUGCGCUUGCCUCCUCCAAAAAUUCCUCGAACAUAUAUUCUAGUUGUCCUCUCUACCUUGGAUUCCAGACUUGCAAUGACUAUAAACCUUCCUUUUUGACAAUCUCUCUGAGGCCUCCACCUUCCACCCUAUAUAGAUCCCGACUUCAACCAUGGCCCCAAGCACUGGAGGACGCCCACCUAACGCAUGGAACCCAUCACGAAGAAGAAAGCUGGUGCGGCUAUACACUUUGACAAAGCUCAGCAAAGAGGAGAUCCAGAAGGUGCUUGCUGCUCCUGGGUUUAAUCCCUGCCCGAGAGACAUACAAACGCAAUUGCACGCGCUGCUUCCCUCCGGCUACGGGAAAUCUCACACAAAAUUCCACCCCUCCAACGAUGCGAAAGUCAAAGUGCGGCUUGACUGUCUGCGGCGAUGCAAGGCGGGCCGAAUAUCCAAAGAAAGAGCAGCUCGCCGGCAGAAGUGCAUAGUACAAACCAAACUUGACCAGUCUCGUACUAUUUCGACGGCUCUGUGGGAAUCAUUCGAUGGGGGCUCUCAGGCUUUUCGGAAUUAUGCUACCAAAACUUCUCUGCCUCUCCCCCGAGACUUGUCUGAUGCCCAGCCAGUCACUUCCUCACUCUUGCUCCUGGAUGGCUCCGAAGUAUCGUCGCACCCAAGUGUCUCCUCAUUCUACCCGAGUAUAGACGCUUCCACUAAUGGAUUGUCCGAAGCUCGACGUCCCACACCGCAGAUCAGUAACAAUAACAAUAACAGGGCAAUUCAGGAGGCGUCAAGUUCCACCUCAAUCGCUCAUGCGGAACUAAGCACAUCCUCUCAUGACAUUGGUAUUAUCGAGGAAAUGCUAGGAGCUAAGCACUCAGGCACUUGUGUCAAGCAUGUUUACAGAGCUUUGCGACUUUCUUCAGGCAGCUCGUUGAGGUCCAAUCUAACCUCUCUGUCAAGUCUUGCCAGUUCCUUGUUAUCGAAACUCUCUUCUCGCAACUCGAGGGCAACAACUGCUGAACUUACGAAAGAGGAGCUGAAAAUCUGGAAUGAGCUGGUCGAUGACUCGAAAACGGACAUCCCUCGGCCAUUGUACACAACUAUCUCGCCGCUGAAUCGAAAGUGUUGUAUGCCACCGCUCUUCGGAAUGUCUUUAGACACAGUAUCUAGUAUUUGUGAGACGUGCGGCUUUAGUGCACAAUAUCGGCGCGUUAUGUUAUUCACUGACGUAAGCGGAAUCCGCCUCUCCCCUGUGACUGACUUCUAUGGAAACACACUUCUUCACUGUGCAGCUGCGGCUGUUAAGUGGAACGAAUUCUGGAGGGUCAGGGAAAUGGUUGCAAAAGGAGCAAAUGUCAACAUCAGAAAUACAUCCGGGGAAACAUUUCUACAUAUUCUUUGUCGACAUUCACUAAAAAACAAUCAGGAUGCCUUGGAUCUUGUAUCAAUAUUGAAGCUUGUGCAGAACAGCCCACUCUUCUCGAUCUCCGAUUACCACGGCUGCACAAUCUUGCAUUAUCUAUUCCAAGGUCUAGAACACUUUAUAUUCAGACAUGUGGACUACUCUCUAUUCGGUAUAGACAAGUCAACGUCUAGUGUGCGGCUCAUGUCUGAAAUAUUCGAAGUCAUUAAACCCGCGCUCUGGAAGCAAUAUAUCAACACACAAGACAAUGCGGGAAACAAAGUUUUGGGUAUUUUGCAAGAUUCCUGCAGCAGAGUUAGCAGCAGAGUUGGCAGCAGAGUUGGCAGCAGAGUUGGCAUGAUAUCGUUUACUAAGGACGCGACGAAAUUGAUGGCCACCAUUAUGAAGAAUAUCACACCGCCUCCAAGUAUCGUUCAUUAUCAGUCCGACCUUGUUGGAAGGGUGACUAUUCCUGGGCAGAUGACGAACGAGGAUUUCUACGGGUGGCUUGGAGACCUUAACCUUGUUCCAGGGAUGACCGAAAAAGAAGCUACAGAGAGGAUGCUUGAAGAUAUCUGUCUUGAACGGCGUCUAACAUGGAUCGAUGCUUUUGGUGACACACCUCUCACAGCUUUGCUUAAGUCUCCGCUAGCAGCCACAAUUCCAGCUGAUUCUCUUCGGAAGUAUGUCAAGUGCAUGCUCAAAUUCGGCGCCGAGAUCCAUAUCCGAGACAGAAACGGCGACACAGCACUUGCCAUCGCUGCCAGGCUUGGAAUUCACUCUGUAGUCACACUACUCCUUGAGGAGGGGGCGAAUGUUCACAGUCGAGACUACCUAGGGGUGGGAAUAUUGAGUCAAACUGAACGUAGCAUGCAUCUUGCCGCUGGAGAUGAGAAGCUCUGGGCUAUGAUCUGGAGCUGCAGAAUUACCUUGAUUGAUGCCGGGGCGAAGGAAGAGCCGACAGACCAGGAUGAGUGGAUGCUCCCGUUGUCAACACGGCUAAAGUUACAAGAGGGUCAAGAUGUGAACGGGCAAUUGGUGUGAACAGUCUUGAAUAUCCAUCUUAGCGUCGUCGUUUAAUCCACCAACAAGCAACUAUUCUUCUUCAAGUCCUCAUGAGAUCCCGUCUCAGCAAGACCUCACAUGUCCCUUGUUCUUUCCACUCUCUUCGAAAUCCUAAGCGGGAUGUCGCUCUCAUAAUAACUCACCACAUUGUCCCCCCACCUAAUUCUCUCUUCUCCCUCAAUCUCAACCUCAAAUCCCCCACCUACCAAUCGAGCAAUAAAAGUCUUCAUCUCAGCAACUGCAAGAUGCCGUCUAAUGCAAUCCCUCCUCCCUACCGAAAACGGUACCAAAUCUUCAAUCUCCUGCUUCCCAUCCCACCUCACUACCUCCUCCCCAUUCCCACCAACUCCC
This is a messenger RNA of Hyaloscypha bicolor E, 2870 nucleotides long. Its product is annotated as ankyrin. The record is from RefSeq and is a predicted model, not a curated record. Gene Ontology annotation, molecular function: protein binding. Gene Ontology annotation, cellular component: ciliary inversin compartment. Bases 222 to 2498 code for a protein of 758 amino acids. Gene Ontology annotation, biological process: protein localization to ciliary inversin compartment. Lineage: Eukaryota; Fungi; Ascomycota; Leotiomycetes; Helotiales; Hyaloscyphaceae. The transcript is spliced from 2 exons.